AGGGGAACACGAAGUGCCACAUCAGCGUCGUUGCAUUUUGGAAAUUAUAAAUAUUGAUUCAAGGCGAUUGAGGAGAGUGACGUAGAAAUUCCAUGGCUGAAGAAGGGAAACCAGACGCUCAGCUCUUUCAGCUCCUCUCUAAUCUCCUCCUUGAGGUAGAAUCACUUACAAAUCAAGAAGAAGUUGAGCUGCGUUCUAAAAUUGAAACUCUUGGAUUAGAGGUCACAAAAGUUCCCUCAAAGUCAACGAAACAGCUUGAUGAGUUGGAAAUAGCUAAGGAGUUGGAUAGAUUAUCAGCAAAAUUGGACGAUGUUGAUGAGAUGAUAUCAUCCACCAUGGCUGCUGAUCCUCAGGUGCGGUCUCUCUUAAGUUGUACAGCUGAUGUGUGGAUGCCAGUCAUCACUGCAACCACUGAGGAAAGACGUAAUUUUACAGCGUCUCCCGGAGACAACACCACCCAAACAGAUGCAGAAAACUCUAAAUAAAUUCAUAUUUUUAUGUUAGUGCUUUGUAUUAUUUUGAUAAAUUGACAUGCAUAAAGAAAGUGUUUCACUAUGCUACUCCAUACUUAAAUACAAACAAAAAAAGUUACAUGUUUUCCGUCAAAA
Vicia villosa (hairy vetch) is the source of this 608-nucleotide messenger RNA. RefSeq lists its product as uncharacterized. Lineage: Eukaryota; Viridiplantae; Streptophyta; Magnoliopsida; Fabales; Fabaceae. The transcript is spliced from 3 exons. The record is from RefSeq and is a predicted model, not a curated record. The coding region runs from base 93 to 485 and encodes 130 amino acids.